Nicotiana tabacum (common tobacco) is the source of this 1663-nucleotide messenger RNA. Lineage: Eukaryota; Viridiplantae; Streptophyta; Magnoliopsida; Solanales; Solanaceae. The record is from RefSeq and is a predicted model, not a curated record.
UCUAAAACUUGAGUUGUUUGACGAAAAAGAACAUUGUUACAUAACACUCUUUGAAGCUACAAAAUACUUGCUCGGUUGUGACGUUACUACAUAUGUACGAUCAAUUUCUCAGAAGAAAGAAGAAUCCAAGUACUAUCGCAAGUUGGUGUCAAGUAAGGAUAAAGAGUUCACCUUUCUUGUCAAACUUGAUCCAAGAAUUGGAGGAGAUCGACCUGGAAAAAGUUUGAUUGCAGAGGAAUUACACGAAGUUGGGAAAGUAGAUGCAAUCGAAAUUGCAGAUGACGAGAUAAAAGCGGCGAAAACAAUCAAGAAGACCAAACAAAUUGAAGAAGAGAAUGAUGCCUCAACAACCCAUAAAAGAAUUAAUAUAGAAAGGGAUUAGUGCUUUAGCAUUCUUUAUUAAAUAGUAUAACCUUUAGUCUGUUUGAUAUUCUAGAUACUUGUUCAUUAGCUAAAUUUUAAUUUUGCCUUUAAUAAGGAGCAACUUUUGCUGGCAUAGCAAUUAAUAAUAUUUAGUGCAGAGUUUCUACUUCCUGUGUGUUUCUAAUCAAGUGCUACUCUUUGCGUUUACUUCAAUUAGAAUGGGUAUUAACAAUUUUUUCAUAUGCCACAGGAUAUCAUUCAUUCAAUACAAAUGGCACAAGACCAACGUAGGGUUGCUUACGCUAUUCGGAGGAUGAACAAAUAUAUUGAAACAAACACAACAAAGUUAAACGAUGGAAACCAUAGUAGACAUGAACAAGAACUUUCAGAACUCUCAAAUCAAUCAAUUGAAGAUAUUGACAUUGAAGAAAGAAUACCGAGAAAGCAGCCUAAAAUAACUUCGCUACUGAAGGCUCUAUCGAAACAGUGUGAUAUUGAAGGUGAUAUUGCAUACAAACCAUCGAUAUCAGAUAUUCACAAGUUGAAAAGUAUUGCUGAAUGUAUCCAUUGUCAUGCUAUAAGAUUUCAGUAUGAGACUCCCACAUUUUGUUGCGGAAGUGGAUCUAUCAAAUUGGCUAAUACUGAAGUUCCAAUUCCAUUGUACGAGUUACUUAUUGCCGAGUCAGAACAAGCGAAAGAGUUCCGCAAAAACAUUAGAGCAUAUAAUAGCAUAUUUGCGUUUACAUCCGUCGGUGUUACGCUCGACAAAGAACUGGCAUCUUCAAGGAAAGGAGUAUACGCAUUUAGGGCACAAGGUCAGAUAUAUCACAAUCUUCCAUCUUUACUCCCGCAGAAUGAUAAUCCUUGUUAUUUCCAGUUAUACUUUUUUGACACAAACAAUGAGUUGUCUAAUAGGAUUUCAAAACUCCAAGAAGCAAACUUAUCAGAGGAAAUUGUAUUAAAAAUUAGCCAGAUAAUGGAUGAAAAUCCUUAUGCGCAAUUCUUUCGCCGGCUAAGAGAUAAUCCAACCUUUCAAGAUUUACAGAUUCGAAUUGCUGCCAAUGUCACACCUCCUUUUUGGUAUGAUAGGAAAGUUUAUAUAUGGAAUGGGUGGAUUGAUCUCAGCCGUUGGAUCAAUCGGGAUCAACGGCUUGGAUCUGAAGGCUUAAACGAAACGGUGUCGUUUGGCUUAGCAAGGGUCAGGGUUGGUUCGGGUAACGGGUCGGGUAAUGGGAUUAUGGGUGAGAGAUCUGGACCGUUGGAUCAGUUUGGUUUGAUGGUCGAGAUGGGUUGGCAUUGA